Messenger RNA from Eremomyces bilateralis CBS 781.70, 852 nucleotides. RefSeq lists its product as uncharacterized. The record is from RefSeq and is a predicted model, not a curated record. Bases 1 to 852 code for a protein of 283 amino acids. Lineage: Eukaryota; Fungi; Ascomycota; Dothideomycetes; Eremomycetales; Eremomycetaceae. The transcript is spliced from 6 exons.
AUGUCUAUCUUUAUUUCAAUGUACAAAGAAAAGAACAUGGCACUUCCGCUUGUGCCGCCGAACGAGGGUGGAACUUACAUUAUCACAGGGGCAAACACAGGACUUGAUUUCGAGUGUCCUCAAAACUUGGUUCGCCUGUCGGCGGGUAGGGUAAAACUCGCCGUCCGCUCCAUAGAUAAAGUUGCGGAAGUAGAGCCUCUCGACCUCACCUCCUACGACUCAGUCAAGGGAUUCGCCAAGAAGAAUGCGAGUAUUGCAGUGGAUUCUUAUACAAUCUCAGAAGGGUUUGAGACGAGCAUAGCUGUGAAUGUUCGGGAAAAGCAUGGUCUCACACCACAUUUGGUGGUCACAGGAAGCGGUGCAGCGUUAUCCGCAAAGGGGCAGCUGGAGAAGGUGGAGGGCAACAUACUGAAAGGACUGACCUACAACACUAUGGGUGAAAGAACCCAAAGAUAUUUCGUCACCAAGCUUUUGCAACUAUACGCGGUCCAAGAGCUCGCCGCCCUCAAACCGUGUUCGGAGACCGGAGUAGUCAUAAGCUGUGUCAACCCCGGAUUCUGCAAUACCGGAUUGAGUCGACACGCCCGCUUCACAAAACGGAUCGAGAUGAAUUUGAUGCAGUUCCUCGUGGCGACAACUGCGGAUCAGGGCCGCAGGACCAUAUUGCACGCAGCCACUGCAGGGAAGCAGAGUCACGGCAAAUAUUUGUCCAAUUGCGAAGCUGCAGAAGAAGAUCCGCUCCUAUCAUUUGUUACAAACGAGGCUGGUAUGGUGAUGCAGAAGCGGGUGUGUGACAGCAUCUCAAGGAAAUUGAAUGAAAUUCAACCCAGGUGUUUCCAAGAGGAUCGUUAG